Echinococcus granulosus is the source of this 243-nucleotide messenger RNA. RefSeq lists its product as hypothetical. The transcript has 2 exons. The coding region runs from base 1 to 243 and encodes 80 amino acids. The record is from RefSeq and is a predicted model, not a curated record. Lineage: Eukaryota; Metazoa; Platyhelminthes; Cestoda; Cyclophyllidea; Taeniidae.
AUGGAAGCACCGACGACGGUGAUACCCCUGCUCCGGCGUCAAGUCUCAUUAAUUAUGGAGACCACCCUGCAAGGGGGAUACCGAAACCUGCUAUGCGUAUGUGACUCUUUCCUCCGAAAUCUGGGGCAAAAACACGGCUGCACAAGGGUGCUGAUGGUGGCUCCUGAUGCAUUGAAUGCCUUUGAACAUUUUGGAGAGGCCGCCUCUAUUGGUGGUCGUUCGGACCACGCAGUGAUUGGUUAA